This is a messenger RNA of Crotalus tigris (Tiger rattlesnake), 6236 nucleotides long. RefSeq names its product fibronectin leucine rich transmembrane protein 1 (gene FLRT1). Gene Ontology annotation, molecular function: protein binding. The record is from RefSeq and is a predicted model, not a curated record. The coding region runs from base 1361 to 3346 and encodes 661 amino acids. The transcript has 4 exons. Lineage: Eukaryota; Metazoa; Chordata; Lepidosauria; Squamata; Viperidae.
GGAGGUCUCGCCUGGACAGCAACGGCGGAAGAAAAAAAAACCAGCGGUGCUGUGCACAAACCAACAGCGCUCUUGAUCUCAUCUGGCGUUUGUGUGUCACAGCAUCCCCUCUUCCGGAGUGUGUGGCAUGCACGCACACGCUUACACACACACACAGACAGAGAUAGAGAGAGACACACACACAAACACAGACACCCAGACCUGUACAUCUCGCUGCUUUCUGCUCCCCGCAGGAACAAUGUCCCUGGCAUAAUCUCUGCUCUGCGUUGGGGGGAUGUCUUCCUCUCUUCCUCCCUCUUCCUCUCUCUCCCUUUCCUCUCCCCUUCUCUCCCUCCCUCCCACCGUGUCAUCCCCAAUUCCCUUCCCUCCUGGUUAUUUGCUUCUCGCCACUGGAAUAAGCAGCUGGCUGGCGUCAUAAACUUUACCAACGGGGUGAGGGGGAAAAAAAAAAAGAGGGCUCGGUCCAUCCACCCGCUCUCCACUGGAUUAAUCUCCUGACCAGGUUUCCGAAGGAGCCGCCGCGCCCUGCCGGGGUGGAAAAAGGAUUUAUCCUACAGCCAGCUCCCGGAAGGAAUCCUUUGAUCAUUCGGUGGAUCGUGCUGAUACUUUCAGUGAGAGUUUUUUUUUUUAAAAGACUUUCUUUUCAUCCCCUCGAACAACAGGCCCACACAGCCUUGACAAGCCAGCUCUGGGGAGGGGUCUCUUCAGAGGCCGUUGCGGGCUUUGCCAAAGCAGAGAUGAAGGACGGGCCUCUCCAGGAUCUUCCCAGGCCUCGUUUGGAAGUGCCCAACUGUUGCUAAACCGUUGCCGGAUGAAAGUGCUGAAGUCGUUGGGGGAAGGAAGGGCAGGGAAGGAGAAAGGAAGGGCCUGGCGGAGAUCGAACCAGGAUCUGUUCGGAUCGGGGCUUUUCUGGCUGCUCAACUCCGCAGCAUGGUGGGCGACGACGUUUAGCUCAGAUGGGAGCAGAGAAGCCUUCCGGCUCAGAUCGAGUGGUCUGAAAGCAGAUCCCAGCGAAAGGGAGACAGACAGCAGGGGAGGCUGUUGAGGGGUCACCCCACUGCCCCUUCUCCACGCGUCUUAAGGGGAGGCGCCCCCGGAGGCAGAGUUGGAAUUGGUCCACAUCCAGGAGGUCGGUGGCACUUCGGAGAUCGUUGAGAGGCUUUUGCGAAAGGGGGCUGAGCUGUUCUGGAUGGUCCAGGGGAUCCGGAGGAGAAAGACAGAGCCGCUAAAGCAGCAACCGGAUUGAAGGCAGACGGACUCUCGCCUCCAGCGGUCAGCCGCUCUUUUUCUGCAUCCGAGAGACAGGUAUUGUAAAGGUUCAAAAGGCUUCAACCUGGGACGGCCAAAGGCACCGGGCACCAUGGCGACAGCGUCGCCAACAGCCGCCGUGGUGACCGCCACUGUGGUGACCACGGCGGCCGCUAUGGACUUGCGCGACUGGAUCUUCCUCUGCUAUGGGCUGGUGGCCUUUCUGAGUGAGGUGAUUGACAGCACGACCUGCCCCUCGGUCUGCCGGUGUGACAACGGCUUCAUUUACUGCAACGACCGGGGCCUCACCUCCAUCCCGGCUGACAUUCCGGACGAUGCCACCACCCUCUAUCUGCAGAAUAACCAGAUCAACAAUGCGGGAAUCCCUUCUAGUUUGAAGAAGAAACUCAACGUUCAGGUCAUCUACCUCUACGAAAAUGAUCUGGACGAAUUCCCCGUCAACCUGCCUCGCUCGCUGAAGGAGCUGCAUCUGCAGGACAACAACGUCCGUACCAUCGCCCGGGACUCCCUGGCCAGGAUCCCUCUGCUGGAGAAACUGCACUUGGACGACAACUCGGUCUCCACCGUCAGCAUUGAGGACGAUGCCUUUGCUGACAGCACCCGCCUCAAGCUGCUUUUUCUCUCCCGCAACCACCUCAGCAGCAUCCCAUCCGGGCUGCCGCGCACUCUGGAGGAGCUUCGCCUGGAUGACAACCGCAUCUCCACCAUUCCCCUCCACGCUUUCAAAGGCCUGAACAGCUUGCGGCGUUUGGUGCUGGACGGCAACCUGCUCGCCAACCAGCGCAUCGCGGACGACACUUUCAGCCGCCUGCAGAACCUCAGCGAGCUCUCGCUGGUGCGCAAUUCCCUGGCGGCCCCGCCACUCAACCUGCCCAGCGCCCACCUGCAGAAGCUGUACCUUCAGGACAACGCCAUCAGCCACAUCCCGUACAACACCCUGUCCAAGAUGAGGGAACUAGAGAAGCUCGACCUGUCCAACAACAACCUGACCACCCUGCCCAAGGGCCUUUUUGAUGAUCUGGAUGGCCUUUCCCAGCUCCUGCUGAGGAACAACCCGUGGUACUGCGGCUGCAACCUCAUGUGGCUGAGGGAUUGGGUCAAGGCCCGAGCUGCGGUAGUCAACGUCAGAGGACUGAUGUGCCAAGGGCCUGACCGGGUCAGAGGGAUGGCCAUCAAAGACAUCACCAAUGAGAUGGAUGAGUGUUUUGAUGUUGGCCAGCAAAGCAACUCAGCGGUGGCGGCCAAGACGACGGCCAGCAAUGCUGCCGUCACCACCCCGCAGGGCUCCCUCUUCACCCUCAAAGCCAAACGCCCAGGCAUCCAGCUGCCUGAUUCCAACAUCGACUAUCCAAUGGCCACCGGAUCGGGAGCCAAGACGCUGGUGCUGAACGUCAAGCCGCUGACUGCCGACAGCAUCCGCAUCAGCUGGAAGGCGUCCCUUCCGGCAGCCUCCUUCCGCCUGAGCUGGUUGCGCCUGGGCCACAGCCCGGCCGUCGGCUCCAUCACCGAGACGCUGGUGCAAGGCGACAAGACCGAGUACCUCCUGACCGCCCUGGAGCCCAAGUCCACCUACAUCAUCUGCAUGGUCACCAUGGAGACAGGCAACACCUACAUCCCGGACGAGAGCCCUGUGUGCGCCAAAGCCGAGACCGCCGACAUGUACAGUCCCACUACCACCCUCAACCACGAGCAAAACCUCGACCCCAUGGCUGGGCUGCCCCUGGCGGGGAUCAUCGGCGGGGCAGUGGCCUUGGUCUUUCUCUUCCUGGUCAUGGCUGCCAUUUGCUGGUACGUCCACCGGACCGGUGAGCUACUGACGCGCGAGCGAGGCAGUCGCAAGAAGGACGACUACAUGGAGUCGGGCACCAAGAAAGACAACUCCAUCUUGGAAAUUCGAGGGCCCGGCUUGCAAAUGAUCCCCAUCAAUCCUCACCGGGCGAAGGAAGAAUACGUCAUCCACACCAUAUUCCCUUCCAAUGGAACCAGCCUUUACAAAAGUACCCACACAAUUGGCUACGGCACAACUCGGGGAUACAGAGAAGGGGGCAUCCCAGACGUAGACUACGCCUAUACAUGAUGCAAAGUUUUUCCCCUCCUUCCAGAUGCAUCGUGCCGCCUUCCCCCCCCCUGCGCCCACAGUACACACGCUCCCAUUUUUACCCUCUCCCCAACCUCUCUCUCACAAACACACGCACACCGCACACAGGUUUGGGUUUGGAUCGGUUCUUUGGAUGGGUGGUUUUCGGGAGGGGGGGGGUUUGGCCGAGAAGGAAGAGAAACGGGCAAACGCAGACUUAUAUUUUCAGAGCAGAACCAGCUAGAACCGAAGGGGAGGGAAAGGGAAGCAAAUUUUACAAACCAACCUCUUUUGUAGGGGAGGGGAAGAGCGAGAAAACCCACACAGCGUACACAACGAAGUUUUGAAAAGUAGAUACGGAGGGGACAAAAGACAUAAUUUAUAUUUAAUAUGCCAGAUUUAAAACAAAAACAAAACAAAAAACAAAAAAAGGAGCGGUCGGGAGGAACAAUUGUGAAUGAACUUUUGGUUUUAUUGGGCUUGCGGUGGUUGUUGUUUUUUUUUCCCCUGCAAGGGGAUAGAAGGGAACAGGGGAAGAUCUAGAGGAAAUGACACUGAGAAUCAAAAAAAAAAAUGCUACCUGUUUAUCUUUCUUCCUGUAUAAAUCUUCUAUUUUGUUCAGGGGUUAGAUUAUAAAAAAAAAGAAAGAAAGAAAGAAAAAUGGAUACCCUUGUCGUGAUGGCUAAACUGUCAACUGUCCUGGAGGAUGCGUGGGGAGAUCAUUCUUGUUUUGCACCCCGUAAUUCUGCUUUCCUUACAGGUUCUGGAUUUAUCGUGCAAAAUUGAACAAUGCGGUUCAGGGGCGGGGUCCCCCCCCGUUUUUCUUUGGAGGGGGGCGUUCUGAAAAAUCGCUCUUUGUCACAACUGGAGAAUCUUCUGUGGUCUUCUGGUCAACGCAGCUUCAGUGAUAAAGCUCUCCAUCGUUACCUCCUCUUCACCCAGCUAUCAUUCGAGACGAUUUUCUCUUCGUAGGAAUAAACUCACCAUGUAGCCCUUGCCUUUUUAGCAAAACAAACAAACAAACGAAAACUGACGUGUGAAGAUGGGACAGGCCAGCAGCGUCUUCCAACCAGCAAGAUAAUCAAACCUUCCAUGGUGGGGGGGAGGGGGGCUCUGAAUACCCAAUGAAUCUCAGGUUCACACGGGAAUGGUUUUUUGAGAUGUUCCCAAGAUGGUUCAAAAGUUCUGUCUCUCUCUUAACUCAGUAUUUGCUAACUUGGGGGGAUCUGGGGAUCCUGAUAGGUGCCACGGUCUCCAUGUCACCUCAAUGCAAGGUCCUGGUCUCUUCCAUCCAACUUGUGGUUCGUCAAAUCAAACGUACAGCUUCUUUCUCCUUCCAAGAGCUUCCUGCCCUUGUGUUCUCAUGUGAGGAGGAUGAGCAGAUCGCUUGUGGCACUUCAGGCAAGUGGCAACCACACUGGCUGCCAUUUUCUCAAUUGUACCCCCCAAUUUAGACCUCUCACGGAUUCAGUGCAGGGCUUGUUUCUCUCCAGAGCGAAUCCAGGGGCUCAAAAGUUGCAGAGUUACUGUAGCCAAAGGCAGGUCCUCCAGAUGAUCAGGAGGCUGAAAAGCCAGUUAAGGUUCAAAACAGCUGGCCGUCUUGGAGGGGGGGGGGGGAAGCAAAGCUGCUUGAUAACGCAGUUGCGGUGGAGAAGGAGAAGAAGAAGAGACUGCGGAUCGUGGUGGAGUUGGCGAAGUUGAGCGCAAUUGACUCAGAGCAACCCACAAUUCAGAGUUGUUUGUAAACAGUUAACGGAAUAACAAGAGUUGGAGGGGACCUUGGACCCAGUACCAUUUUAGACAAAACGGCCACUGAUGCAGGACAAAGCACUUGGAACGUUGGCUUGACCUGGUGGAUUUUGGGCAGCACCGAUGGGCUGACCUCCGAGAAUGCCCACACGCAAGACUCAAGUUUGGUCUUCUAGCAUUGCCAGGGAAAGUUUUUAUUUGCGCGGAGGCGCCCAAGAACAACAAAGAAGAGUGUGCAGAGCCAAGGCUACAACUGGCUGAUGGACUACUGCUCUGAGUCACUGUAGGAUCUGACCCUGGUUCUGACUAAACCCCGAGACGGUCUUUCCCGACCUUCAGGAAAACACACAAACAAGCCGGGAGAAGGAGGGUGGGAGGAUGAGAGAAGAAAUUGCUCCAGCCUAGCUAAUAUUUAUCCACCAAACAUCGCUUUCCAUAAUCAGGGCCUGGGACCCAAGGUGCUGGUCUCACCUCCCGUGAAGUGUAAUUUUAUUAAAUGCUUCACUCCGUACCCAGCACUUCACAAAACGAGAUAAUGUGAGCAGGCUCUCGGGGAGCUGGCGUUUAGCACACGGCAAAGUCGAAAUUUAAAAUAUAUAUAUAUUUUUAAAAAAACGUGCCCAAAAAAUGCCUCUCCCCAUCUCUCAUUAACGUGGGUGAUUUGAUGGGUGCCGGUAUAUGCCGGCGUGUGCUUGGCAUUUGCCGUCACAAGCAAUUUGCAGCUCAGAGUUGUCAAGUUUGAGUUUUAGGAGAGGUUUUUUUUAUUUAUUUAAUUUUGAAAACAACAAGCUAGAGAAAGGAGCCAGGGGCAUCCCAGAGGAGUGAAAACGGGCCUUUGUGCUUGACCUUUUGCAACCUUCUUAGGGAUAGUUGCAUUUAAACCAUGAUCUUUAUGGCCUGGUAUUUCCAGAGCUGUUUUGUUGUUGUUUUUUUAGGACCACCAUGCCCAACAUCCUUGUUUAUUAACUAAGUUAGCUGGCACCAAAAGGAGUGGAAGGGUAUCACAAAGCUGGAACAGGCAAAACAUCCAGCGGUUCCUUAUUUUUGGAUCUUGAAUGGCUGAGCAAGAUACAGAUAGUCCCCAACUUACAAGCAUUCAUUUAGUGACCAAAGUUACACUAAAAAAAAGUGACUUACAGUA